Messenger RNA from Harpegnathos saltator (Jerdon's jumping ant), 3964 nucleotides. It is a transcript of the gene Chi, whose product is annotated as LIM domain-binding protein 2 Chi. Bases 1705 to 3876 code for a protein of 723 amino acids. The record is from RefSeq and is a predicted model, not a curated record. NCBI's taxonomy places the organism in Eukaryota, Metazoa, Arthropoda, Insecta, Hymenoptera, Formicidae. The transcript has 11 exons.
CGGCGUCCGCAGUAACGCGAGCGCUUCCGUAGAGAGUGGUACCGUGUCCCGUGCGGCUCUCGUCGUGUUUGUGGCUUCGUGUGUGACGACGCGCAGCGCGCGGUGCCAACGCGCGCGCGCUCUCUCUUCUCCUCCACGCGCGCCGGCCACGCGUCGUCCGUUUCGUCGCCGAGCGCGCCGUGUGUUUGGGAUACGUCGCAACAACGCAAAGAGCGGCAGAGUGUGCGCCGAAAGUGUGAGAACGCGCGCGUCCUUCUCACGCGGCGAGACGACGGGAGUGUGGGGGGCUAUAGUGAUACCGCAGCUUGCAUAGUUGCUUUACACGAACGCGCGCGCGACGUCUUCGCGGCACUCCGCCUCCGCCAGAGAGAAGGAGUUGUGAGUCGCGAGAUCUCUCGCGGUGGUGCUCAACGACAAGUAAAAGAACGCGCCGACGAACGAGUCAGCUGGGGGGGGGCUACGGCGUGUCUGAUACAUUACACACGCAAACAUCACACAUGUACACGCGCAUUACGUGUAUAUAAUACAGAUUCGUAAUCACCGAGAGCGCGCAUCGCGCGGGAAGAAUGCCGACUCGUGUCGUCGUCACACAGACGAUCGGCCAGCAGCGACGGCGUGCUCGUGUCGGCUUGGUUUUCGGGUCGCCGAGUGGCGACUGAGAGGGGCAGAAGGGCGGCUGCGUGUGUGUAGAACUAAGGGAUGCGGGGAUCCCGUUAGGGAGAAAGAGUGAGAGAGACAGAGAGAGAGAGAGAGAGAGAGAGAGAGAGACAGCCGGGCGGCACGUUGUUUAGAAUAGUGUGACAUUGCUACGCGGCGAUCCGCGCGGCGUAGGUGUGUGACUCAACGUCUCACGACUUGUGCUGUGCGCGGGCAGAAAGGGGAAAGGAAAAGGAACGAAAGAAAGACGCGCUAUUGGAUCGGCGGGGAUGGCCGAAUGGCGACAACGGCAAACGCUCAUCCACGACGUAUAGAUGCUGCACUUAGACGCGACACCGACGACGUGACGGCCACGUGCCCGCAGCGGACGCUCCGUCGUCGUCGCCGUUGGCCAGUGGCAACUUUAACUCUCCCUCUUUUUUUGCCGGGCGAUUGCGUGCCUAGCAUGUCGUAAUCGCGCGGCGAGCGGAACACGCGAGAACGGUGCUGUGUACUCGUCGUCUAUAUUCGUGCAUACGCACGUCACGGCGGAAAGUCUUUCAGCCGUUUGCUGCGAACGCUCUCGAGGAGACUCGAUUAAAUUGGCGCGUUUUUGAGAAGACGCUCAGACAGGACGAGAGAGGAUUGUGAGAGAGCGGAUAGAACGGCAGUGGUUCUCGACACUUUUUACGGCCGAGAGAGAAAAGGAUCGCGCUGUCCCAAGUUUCAGAGGAUACAACCACGGAGGAGUGCGCGCGCGCGCGCGCGCGCGCGCGAGAGAUAGAGAGAGGGAGAGAGAGAGAGAAACGGGAAGAAAGUAGUAGACAUCCGAUACACGCAACGCCAAAAGGGGAGGGUGAAAAGAGGAAAGAAGAGAUUAUCGGCGAGUGAGAAAGAAAAAGAGAGAAGAGAGGGAGAGAGGGUGAGCGCGAGUGAGAUCGUGAAAGAAGAAACGAGCAAGAGAGAAAGAAAGACGGAGAAGAGGAACGCGCUUAGUCGACUACUCUAGUCCAAACCUCGGCGAGAGUUCGAGGCGAGAGGGUGAAGAUCGUCGUGGAGGGGGGAGUGAUGCCGGCCGUGAGCGUGGCACAGCGCCCUCCAGGUGGAAUCCCACUCCACACCGGCGUGCCGGUAGCACCCAGCAGCGUAACCGCCCCCGGUCCGUCGGGCCGGUGCCUCGGGGGCCCGGCAGCACCCCCCGCCGGCUCGCCACCGCUGCCGCCGUCUUUGCAAUCCCUCGGUGGCGGUGUUGCGAACAGCACCGCCAGCAACAACAUCGGCGUCAACCCCAACAUCGGCGGCGGCCACGGCCACGGCCACGGCCACGGCCACGGCCACAGCCACAGCCACAGCCACAGCCACGGCCACAGCCACAGCAACAGCAAUAGCAACAGCAACAGCAGCGGUAGCAGCAGCAGCAGCAGCAGCAGCAGCAGCAGCAGCGGCAGCAGCAACGUCGCCAACAACCACCACCAUCUCGGCAACAACGCCCUAGGUAUCAACACAGCGAGCGGCGCCACGAAUCCCCUGCAGGCGAUGGCAUCGGCGGCGGCCUCGCUCACGCAGCUCAACAACAUGGCAAACGGCCCGUUGCCGCCGCUCGCGGCCACGGGCCCCACCGGGCCGCCGAGCUUACCGCCGCCGCAGCCAGCCACGACGCCGACGCACGGCGGCCCGCCUACCCCGCACGGUGGUGUUAGCGCGGCACCCCAUCUGAACGGCGCGUCGCCGAGUCCUCAUCCGAUGCCGCCUCACGGCAUGAUGAGCGGUUCUCCCCACACUCCUCACCCGCACAUGGGUGGUGGCGGGCCCUCGCCUCAUCCCCAUCACCCAGGACCUCACAUGGUCGGCUCGCCGCACCAUCCAGCGCCCCAUCCGAUGGGCCCGGCCGGUAUGAUGGGGCCGGCCGGUAUGCAGCCUCAAGGUGGACCCGGCAUGUGCGGGCCUGGACCCGCUGGCCCGAUGGGGCCGCACGCGCACCCUCAGGGACCAGGGGUACCUGGACAGCCGCAUAUGCAGCCGCACGAUCCGUUCUAUUGCUCGCCCUUCGGAUCGCCUUACUUCAGAUCGUUACCUGUCCCCAGGAGGCAUACUCCGUACUUCAGCCAACCGGACUACAGGCUGUACGAGUUGAACAAGAGGUUGCAGCAGCGCACCGAGGACAGCGAUAAUCUUUGGUGGGACGCUUUCGCGACUGAGUUCUUCGAAGACGACGCCACCCUGACGCUCACCUUCUGCUUGGAGGACGGACCGAAGAGAUACACGAUAGGAAGGACGUUAAUACCUAGGUACUUCCGUUCGAUAUUCGAGGGCGGAGUGACGGAACUUUACUACACUAUGAAGCACUCGAAGGAGUCGUUUCAUAACACCAGCAUAACCCUGGACUGUGAUCACUGCGUCAUGGUCACGCAUCAUGGAAAGCCGGUCUACACGAAGGUGUGCACGGAGGGUAGGUUAAUAUUGGAGUUCACCUUCGACGACCUCAUGAGGAUAAAGUCGUGGCAUAUGUCGGUGAGGGGGCAUCGAGAGUUGGUGCCGAGGUCGGCCUGCAUGCAGCAGGACCCGAGUUUGCUGGAGCAGCUCAGCAAGAACAUCACCAGGCAGGGCAUCACCAAUUCCACCCUCAACUACCUUAGGUUAUGCGUAAUCUUGGAGCCGAUGCAGGAACUAAUGUCGAGGCACAAGGCGUACGCGUUGUCACCGCGCGACUGCUUGAAGACGACCUUGUUCCAGAAAUGGCAGAGGAUAAUUGCACCGCCGGGUAAGAGAGAGUCUCAACGGCCUGCAAGUAAGAGAAGAAAGCGGAAGGGUAGUACGUCGGGGCCGGGCAACAACGCACCUCCUGCGCCGAGCAAGAAAAGAUCUCCAGGGCCAAAUUUUUCCCUCGCGUCACAGGACGUAAUGGUUGUGGGUGAACCAUCACUGAUGGGCGGUGAGUUCGGUGACGAGGACGAACGACUGAUCACGAGGCUUGAGAACACUCAGUACGACGCUGCGAACAGUCUUGAUCCUCAUAGUCAUGACGCGACAGGCGGCCCACCCCCGCAUCCUCAUCAGUUCCAUUCGGAACCGACCCCAGGCAAUUCCUGGCCGCCAGAUCGCGGUCCUGGCCCGCCACAAGGUGGACCUGGCAGUCAGGGUGUCCAGGGUGGCCAAGGUGGCGCGGCUGCGGGAGUACAGGGAUCACAGGACGCCAGUCAACAGCAGCAAGACAAAAAGAGCCCCGCGGUGAGCCAGUGAGGCCAGGAGUCCCCGCGCCCCCCCACCAGGGGGCGACGGGGGCGCAGGCCCAAGAACGUGGCUCCCUAGCGGGGCGAGAAUCCUAGCC